This is a messenger RNA of Oryzias melastigma (Indian medaka), 1871 nucleotides long. It is a transcript of the gene jdp2a, whose product is annotated as Jun dimerization protein 2a. Gene Ontology annotation, molecular function: DNA-binding transcription factor activity, RNA polymerase II-specific; RNA polymerase II cis-regulatory region sequence-specific DNA binding. Gene Ontology annotation, biological process: regulation of transcription by RNA polymerase II. Lineage: Eukaryota; Metazoa; Chordata; Actinopteri; Beloniformes; Adrianichthyidae. The coding region runs from base 340 to 936 and encodes 198 amino acids. The transcript has 4 exons. The record is from RefSeq and is a predicted model, not a curated record. Gene Ontology annotation, cellular component: nucleus.
UUAUUUUUGUGAUUAAAAAUGCCACUGGAACAAUUUGAAAACAGGAUUUUAAUUGGAGUGGGUUUUGAAAAAAAUAAAAGCAGCUGUAAUGUCGAGGGUUUUCUGGGUGAGUUCGUGUUUGCAGUUCGGGCCCGAAUCUGAGCUACAUGACUGCAGCUUUAUUCAAGCAGCCUCUGCUUAUUUAUGGGAGGAGCGGCGUGACUUCCCCACUUCUUCCCCCCACUAUGUACUUUUUUUUUUUUUUUAACAUCCCUGCUUACGUUUUUGGCAGGCAUAGCCUAAUUUCCGCAUUCCCAAAUCCUCCCAGAUUGGGACCACGUUAAAGAACUAAUCGGGCUGAUGCAACGAUUUCCACUUUUCAGGAUUUACUCUCGACCCUCGGCUGAGCAGAAGAAAGGACAUUUGUUGCACCUGGGAUCAAAGUCAGCUGCGGUGAAGACCGAGCCUGACGUGAUGCCAGGACAAAUCCCAGAUCCGUCUGUAACAGCAGGUUCCCUGCCCAGCCUGGGCCCGCUGGCCGGGAUCUCUGCCACAACGCUGACUGACAAGCUCAAAAUCGGUGACUUCCAGGAGCUUGGGACGAUGCUGUCACCCCUCCACUUCCUGGACAGCCUGGGAAAGAGGCCGCUAAUCAUUAAAACGGAGAAAGAUGAAGAAGAAGAGAGGAGAAAGCGAAGGCGAGAGAAGAACAAAGUGGCUGCUGCUCGAUGUCGGAACAAAAAAAAAGAACGAACAGAUUACCUUCAGAAGGAGUCAGAAAGAUUGGAGAUGUUAAACUCUGACCUGAAAGCUCAGAUUGAGGAGCUGAAGAACGAGCGACAGCAGCUGAUCCUCAUGCUCAACCGUCAUCGGCCCACAUGCAUUGUGAGGACAGACAGCGUUAAAACCCCGGAGAGCGAGGCGAACCCCCUGCUGCAACAGCUGGAGACAAAGUGAAGGCACAGACUCUUAAGACGGGGUUAUAGAAAACUGUUAGCACUUAUAGGUUCAGGGCUUCGGUAUCAAAAAGGGACCGGCUUGUCCCGGCGAUCCUGAAACACAAUGAGCAGAACCAGUUUCACGGGGAAAUCAAAUUGAACUUUGCUUCCUCUUGUUGGUCAUCAGGACCUAAAAUAAAAAAAUGUCACAGGUUUUUGGGGAAAAAAACUUUUUAAACAGUUUUUAGUUUUUCUAUGCUGUUCUAAACUUGAAUUGCAACCCAAAGAGGCCUGGCCUUAUGAAAAAACAUUUAAAAUAUGUCAAGAAAAAGAUGAUAACAGCUGAUGUCAAGUGAAUAGGUUCCAGAAUCAAAAGGAAGUGACAUUUUCUUACUAUUUCAAUAACUGAACAACUUUUGGUUUAUAAGCUGUCAUAAAUUAAUUAAUUGUCAUGUUUUGAAAGAAUAAUUGUUCAUUUAUUUUUUUGGUCACCAAAAAUCAAACCCCCCCAAAAAUAUGUAUUUUAUUUUAAGUAGGAAAAAAUAAGAAUCAUAAGAGAAUAAUUUAUCAACAACUAAAAAUAAGGCUAUCAUCACAUUCUGUACUGAUGACAUGAAAUGUAAUACAUAUAUGACACAUCUAUUUACCUUUUUUUUUAAAGGAUCAUCUACAAAGUUCACUUUAUCACACAGAUCGCCUCCAGACCUCUCCUUAAACAUAUGUUGGUCCAGCAGCAGAACCUGUUUGUUCUCUAUUUCAUUGUUUUGGCGCAGGCGUCAUUUAUGCACAUAUAUAUUUGGAGUGUUUACAUUGUACCUUAUUUUCUGAAACCAUAUUGUUACAACCAAUUAUGUUUUUUUAUACUUUUGUAUAUGAUGUUAUAUAAGCACAUAAGCUAUCCAAGAAUUUCAAUAUUAUAUUUUCUGAAUAAAUUACUGUUUAGUUUUUACAGCA